Messenger RNA from Homarus americanus (American lobster), 5136 nucleotides. It is a transcript of the gene Keap1, whose product is annotated as kelch-like ECH-associated protein 1. Bases 787 to 2628 code for a protein of 613 amino acids. The record is from RefSeq and is a predicted model, not a curated record. Gene Ontology annotation, molecular function: protein binding. The transcript is spliced from 10 exons. NCBI's taxonomy places the organism in Eukaryota, Metazoa, Arthropoda, Malacostraca, Decapoda, Nephropidae.
UCUCAGACUCGCAGUCUGCCACCAACCAUGGACAGGUGAAGAGUGUUGCGCCCCUCCCGCCACAAUAUUGGCCAUUAAAGUUGAUAUUUUAACUGAGAGUUCAACUUAUAUACUUUGACUGUGACCUAAUAACGUUGACGCGGUGAUAACUAUUGUAAACACACUUAAAAUCCUUUGAAACCCGUGAAUAACAGUUUAGAAUUUUAAGAACUAUUUCACCUUUCCAAACUGUCAUGGAAAUGUUGUUCAGCAAGUAUGAGGACGACUAUGGAAGAGUGAAGACCUCAUCAGCCAACAUGAGCAGCAUGGUGUCCACAGAGAGAAGUGAGGAGCCAUUACCUGUUGUCUCCACUCCUGUCAGCAUACAACUUUGUCUCGACAACUGUUACCAUUACAAGAAACACCUGCUACAAGUUGAUCUUUUUAUUUAAUCCAAAUUCUAAUAUUUGGUGAAAAAACAUAAAGCCACUUGAUUUUUGAAAUGAGAUACUGUACCAAAAUUUUUAACAAAAUAUAAAAUGUGAAAUGAGAAGGAAAUUUCACUGAGUGAUGAAAAUUCAGAUGGAAAAUAAAGUCUUUGUUACAUGGACUUAUGAUGCUGGGUGAUUUCACUUUGUAGUGCUGUUCUACCUCAUUUGUGAUUUCAGUGUCAUGAAAAACAUUUGAAAUUUUUUGCUUCGAUUAAGCAUCAAAAUAAUAGUUGGUGGUAUAUAUAAGAUUGAAGUAUCGGUGAUCCUUUGUAGUGAUGAACAAUGGUUUGCUAUAAUAGCAUUUGUAUAUGACGAGAUGGCCAGCUGGUAUCCUGACAUAGAAAUGGAGGAAACAGGUGUUGGUGGACGAGGAAGAGGGAAUGGAGCAAAUGGCACUAAUGCACGGGGUUGUAUUCGCCCACGACAUUGUAAUGGAGCUUCUUACAGAGACUCCGGGGAGAUCAAGUUCUGCAUAUCAGAAUACAAGAAUGAUGCAUUCCAGAUGAUGCUGCUGAUGAAAAGCAAUCAGAUGUUGACUGAUGUUAAACUUGAGGUUGGUAGAGAAAUCUUCCAUGGCCACAAAAUUGUUCUUGCUGCUGCCAGUCCAUAUUUUAAGGCCAUGUUUACUGGUGGUUUACGUGAGUGUGAGAUGGACACAGUAAAGCUACAGGGUGUGUGUCCCACAGUACUGGCUCACCUACUGUGCUUCAUGUACACUGGGGAGAUUGUCAUUAACGAGAUGCUUGUAUGUCAGCUUCUUCCUGCAGCCACCAUGCUUCAGAUGAAUCAUGUAAUUGAUGCAUGCUGCACGUUCCUAGAGCAGCAACUGGAGGCUGGGAAUGCCAUUGGAAUUGCUAAUUUUGCUCAGCAACAUGGCUGCAUGGAUUUGUAUCAUAAGGCCAAUACAUUUAUUGAGCAACAUUUCUCAGAGGUUUCGUUGGAAGAAGAAUUUUUGAAGUUAUCGAGUUACCAGUUAGUGAAUCUUAUACAGCGAGAUGAGCUGAAUGUACCUGAUGAGAAGGAUGUUUACAAUGCUGUUCUUAAGUGGGUGAUGCAUGAUGAGGAUAAUAGACAACCCAAGAUGGAGCUUAUUCUACAGGCAGUCAGAUGCCAGUAUUUAUCCCCUCGAUUCUUGACUGAUCAGAUGAAAAAUUGCAAGUUGUUAAUGAAAGCUCCUGCUUGUAGGGAGUAUCUCGCCAAAAUUUUCCAAGAUUUGACACUGCACAAACCUCCAUGCCAGAAGGAAAGAACUCCCAAUGCCCCUUGUGUCAUAUACCUUGUUGGUGGAUACUCCAACCGCCAGAGUUUGGAUGCCUUAGAGUGUUAUGAUGUAGAGAACUGUCAAUGGACACAGCUCCCUAAAUUACCUGUUGCAAGAUCAGGCUUAGGAGCAGCUUAUCUUCGUGGAAUAUUUUAUGCUGUAGGUGGUCGAAACAUUCUGCCUAAUGGUAACUACCAUGACAGCAAUUGGGUAGACUCAUUUAACCCAGUAUCAAAUACAUGGAAACAGAGAGCCAGAAUGAAUUAUGCACGCAAUAGACUAGGAGUGGCAGUGCUUGAUGGUCAAUUGUAUGCUGUUGGAGGCUCAAAUGGUGCUGACUGCCAAGACACUGUUGAAAAAUAUGAACCAGACGAUGAUCAGUGGACUUUAGUGCACUCUAUGGCCAAGGCCAGAAUGGGCGUUGGUGUUGCAGUGGUAAACAGACUAAUGUAUGCUGUCGGUGGUUAUAAUGGUGAACAUCGGUUAAACUCUGUUGAGUGUUACCAUCCUGAAAAUAACCAAUGGACGUUUGUGUCGCCGAUAAAAAUUCCAAGAAGUGGUGCUGGGGUGUGUGCACUUGGUAAUAAUAUAUAUGUGAUUGGGGGUUUUGAUGGACAGCAUCAGCUGUGCUCAGUUGAGAAAUAUGAUACUGAAACUGACAGUUGGUCAUCAGUGGCUCCAAUUAAAACUCCUCGCUCGGCCAUGACUGUCUCUGUGUGGGAUGGAAAAAUCUUUGUAAUGGGGGGUUAUGAUGGCAGUCAGUUCCUGUCUUCGGUAGAGAUCUACGAUUUCUGUCGAAAUGAAUGGUCAGACUGCAAGCCACUGCCUUGGGGUAGAUCGGGCCAUGCCUCUGCUUCGUCCUUUCAUCCUUGUCUUCUGCACUCAGAAGCAAGAUAACACAGGCUCUAUAGUUUUAGAGAAAUAUUUAUGAGUGUCCAUGAUUCUGUUCUUAGACAGGAUGUUGGUUCCUGAUUUUGUAUUAUAAUUAUUUCCUGUUUUUUAAUAAUAGAUUUGGAAAAAAAAGGUCUUGCCACAACAAUUUGAUUCUUAUUUCAUUAAGAUUUGAUAAUUCUGCACAGAUUGUAGAUUUUGAAUAAGUUUAUACUUACUGUAUACAUAAAUUUUUGUACCUUCAUGUUUUCAUACAGGAAUUCUGUAUACACUAUCACUAAUUAUUCCUCAAUGGAUCCUUUGAAAUGUUUGCUUUUAUUUUACAGUUUUCAAAGAAUAUCAUCAUUUCUUAGCCUCUUUUAACAAUCAGUACGUAUUGUGUUGAAGUUAGCCAUGUUAAUAUAUUUUACUACAGUAUUUGCAAAGCAUAUGGCAUUCUCAUUUAUACAAUAUUUGGGUUUCAGUUGGCUAAUUAAUGUAGUUUUCAGUUUGCUCUUUAUUUUACAGGACAUCAUUAAAUAUGUAUUGUAUUAAAUUUUUUCUAAUACAGGUACUUAAAUAAUGUUUGGGUAUACAGUACAGUAUUUGAACAUUAAAGUUUUUGUAUGUGUACACAUAAUUGUAUCCAGCCCAAAAGGUUAACUACCCUGUACAGUUGAUCCUGCUCAGUCUACGGGAUGUGUUUUUAUAAAGAUCUGAACACCCUUUCUUGUUUGACAAUUAGUUAAUAUUCAGUUUAGCAGCGUUCAACUAACUGGGGAAAACUCGGGAGGGAAGUCGGAAAAACUGGGGAUUCUGUGCUCCAAGUGUGCAUCAUUACAAUACUCUAAUGUGGCUCAGAAGUAAAGAAAAUAUAAUAUAAAACUAUAAAAUAAGAAAAAUGAAGAGCAUAAGUGUAUGUUUGGGAAGUGAACAUAUGUAUUGAGGCAGUGAGCUGUAACUGCAGCUAGCCGCACACUCCCUCCCCCCAAGUGACGGUAUAGCAUACACCCAGCAGUCAUAUACAUCUCUUGAAUCAGCUGGAUGACUGCCCGGCUGAAAUGUGUCGCGUGUAUACUGUACCAGUAAAUGUGAGGGAUAAAUGAAAUAAUAAUAAUACAAAAAUAAAAGGAAAAAAUAAUGCUUUGACAUUUGGUUUCACUACACACUGGGCGUAAGAGACAGAGAACAGCCGAGAUCCCCCGUGCCUCACCCCCUCUCCCCAGAUCUGUGUGCUAACUCCCGCAGACAUAAGAAAUGUUUUUUACCUUAUGGUAAUUUUAUUUUUGUUGCACAUUCCAUACGAAUGAUUGUGUGUGCAUACAACAGAGUAAAAAAGAGAAAAACCUAUACAGUAUCUACCUAAAAUUACUAGUUAAAAAAUAACCAUAACAUAGUUGACAGCUUAGCCUCACCUGCUCUGAGUGCUAUUGAGUGGCAAAUCAGAAUCUUUAUGAUAGUUUUUAGUCCACUGCCUCCUCAAGCCCAUGCAUAUGAGCACUUUCCACACACACACACACUAAUGAUCUUAAUUUUUCUUAUAUUAAAGUUUUAUCUUAUAUUUUCUUUAUUUCUAGGCCACAUUAGGGUAUUAUAAUGAUUAUUCCACAACUUCUAUAGUUUCAUUACAUGUAACAAUGGCAACAUGCUAUCUCUAUGGAUAUUAUUUCUUGUUACCCCUUGUUUAGCGAUAAUUUCAAUUAACGUUAGGUUUUUCUGGAACUCAUCUCCGCCAUUAAACGAGGAUACAGAUCCUGUAUUCAAUUUGUUUUUUAGACAUACUGUAAUAGUAUUUUAGAAAGAGUAGCCUAUAUGAUGCAUUCAAGAGUCAGAAGUGUUAACUUUUAAUGGCUGUAAGCAGUGCUUUUACAGUUGAUUCAGUGAAAAACAUCAUCAUAAAUUGUAUGUUUAACAAUUUACAACAUAUACAGGUAUACCCCGAUAACCAACGCAUAUAGGGACUGUGAAAAGUUGUUGGUUAAUGAAUCGAUGGUUAUUGAAGCAAUUAAUCCCAUUAGAACAUAACACCUACGGGGGGUUAGGGACCGGUCACCCUCCCGUCUACCCUUCAUAUAUCUGUGUCGUGCACAGUCGAGCAAGAAAAUAAAGCAGACAAAGGAAGCAAGAAUAAUAAGCCUAAAUUGAGACUGUUACAGGUAUAUUACCUGUGUUGACCGUUGAGUCGACAUUCCUCCUCAAGGUUGGAGAAACAUGUUGGUUGGGGUAAACUUAUUGGGUGAAGGGUGCAGGGUCAUCAGGGUCCCCAAACCCAGUGAAUGCAGGUGGAGACUCUUGCUGAGGGGCAGGCUGAUGCUUUUGCUUGCGUAAAAGGGUACAGACGACCGAGGAAGUUGGUGGCUGAGACUUAGGAAGAGGCUUGAAGAAAUCGGUGACCUUGGCCUGCUUUGCCUGCUCUUUUUUUUUCGUAUGGGGCUUAGCCCACCCAGGCACAGGUCACUGACCCACAUCAGGCCCUGGGGACUGAAAAAAAAAUUAACCAAACAUAAAUGGAGAAAAUUAAACAAAUCAAGAGUG